ACUUGGGGGGGUUGGCGAGGAUCGGCCGCGCCCACCCGCCCGCUCGGCCUCGGGCAGCCACCCCUUCCCCGUGGUGGGCUCCUCGCGGCUGUAGGCAAACGGGCACUGCCGGGGCAGCCAGAUCUGUGCCGGGCACUUCCUGCCAACUCGCAGGAGAUCUCUUCCUUUCAGGGUGUGUGGUGCUGGUGCCAAGGUUCCCGAGAAAGGCAAUGACCGAGUACAAACUGGUGGUCGUGGGAGCUGGUGGUGUCGGGAAAAGUGCCCUGACCAUCCAACUUAUCCAGAAUCACUUUGUGGAUGAAUAUGAUCCAACCAUUGAGGAUUCCUAUCGGAAGCAGGUGGUUAUCGAUGGGGAGACCUGUUUGCUGGACAUCUUGGAUACGGCUGGGCAAGAGGAGUAUAGUGCCAUGAGGGACCAGUAUAUGAGAACUGGUGAAGGCUUUCUUUGUGUGUUUGCCAUUAACAACAGCAAAUCGUUUGCAGACAUCAAUCUUUACAGAGAGCAGAUUAAGAGAGUAAAAGAUUCAGAAGAUGUACCAAUGGUAUUAGUGGGAAACAAAUGUGACUUACCAACACGGACAGUAGACACCAAGCAAGCUCAUGAAAUAGCCAAGAGCUAUGGGAUCCCCUUCAUUGAAACAUCUGCCAAAACAAGACAGGGUGUUGAAGAUGCCUUUUACACACUGGUGAGGGAAAUUCGCCAAUAUCGGAUGAAAAGAUUGAGCAGCAGUGACGACGGGAAUCAAGGCUGCAUGGGGCUGUCGUGCCUUGUGAUGUGAUCAGCUGCCUGGCGAAAACUCAGUUCUGGACGUUGAACCUUAAUUCUGCUUUGGUGCAUUCUGUGAUGAUGUCCGGCCAGUAUCCUGGUGCCAGUUGCCCAGUGCUAAAUUUUUCUGUCAUCACCUGAUGAGAACAUCUCUAACCAUCUACCUCUUUGCUCAGUUGAGCAAGCAAAGAAAGUUUGCUCUGUAAGAUGGUGGGAUCCCCCCCCACCACCUUUUUUUCACGGGUAGGUUCAACUGGAAGAACUGGUUAUGUGUGAAUCAGUAGAGAUGAAAUACUAUGAAAAAUAGUCUCACUCCAGCUUCCUUCCAGAGAGUGACGAGAUCAGACUGUGUUCUGAAAAGCCAUUACUUAACACAGUGUUGUUGGUAAUGCUGCAUAUAACUCUUCUCCUUCCUGUGCACCAUUUUCAAAGAGGGAAGUACUUGCAACAUGCCCUAUGUCGUGUUACAUAAAAUGUUUCUACAGCACACCUACUUACUGCACCUACCCUGGCCUCUCCAGUUCUUUGCUUUUAUGUAGUUAAAAAAGAGAGAUCUUUGCUAACCAAGUGCCUAUUUGCAAAGGCAAGCCAGAGCUCAGUCUUACCUGGUAAGUUACAAUGUUUGUUUCUGGCUGGCCCAUCCUGACCAUAGAAGCUGCUUACCCACAGGCAAGGGACUGGUCAAUCUGUUGUGAUUAACAGUGUGACUCUGGGGCCUCAGAAGAGGUCCUUUUCCUAGAACUGCUGAGAACUUUUUAACUGGACUUUGCCAAAGAUGAAAAGUGAACUCUUUUGGUAUGCACUAUGACACUGAGCUGUGGCCUCUCCCCAGCCAUGUCAUGCACUAGGACUUUUCCACACCAUUAACAAAGGCACUUUGAUCUGAAAGAGCCAGAGGGGGUGACUGGCUGAGCUGAUUGCCCUUCUCUGGUAUUGAAUGCAUUCCAUUUAGCUUUUGUACUGUGCUUGAAGCCAUUGGUGCUUCACAUCAAGACCAGCUAUUAGCCAUGAAUACUAUUACAGCUGGCAGCUAUCCCAGUGCCAAUCAUGGUUGUAUGUGGAACAUGUAUUGAGGAGCAGGUUACCUUAGCUUUGUGUGCAUUUCUAGUUUUAAUUAAUUUUUUUUUCUUCUGUUUACACUGUCUAGCAUGGCUCUCUAAUACUUAUUUCUUCAUGUAUCUGGGGAACAUUUGGUUAAUAUUAGUAUGCUUUUGAGAGCCGUUUCCAGGUCACUGCUGUUCAAUAACUCAAAAGAGCUUGGGCAGAACAGGGAAGAAAAUUGAUUCAGUAGUCACCUGACUUAAUGUUGCUUGGAACAAGAAGUUAACUAGCUGUUUGUUGCACUUUCAGAACUAGGAGCUGGAUGCUUUACUAGCCCAUGUGGCAACUGGCCACGAUUCUGUGUCCAUGUGUGCAAGAACUAGCCUUUUCUUCAUGUAUUGUGGACUAAUAUUUGAAACGUAAGAUUUUAGGUUGAUUUUCUCAUGUCUGUAAAUCACUCUCUCAUGGCUCAACUUGCAGUGGAAUGUGUCGUGAUGAAGUGCAGUACCAUGAAAGCGCUGUUGGGUGUGUGUUCUGUGAUGGCUGCUGCUUGUGUGCCAAGUUGCUGCUUCUGGUUGCUCUGAUUGCACGAUAGUUAUGCACAAAGCCGGGGGUUAGACUGCAGUGGAAAUAAGUUCUAGAUAUUAAACCUUUCACUGGUGAUUCUGUUACAUGGUCAAUUUACUGCAUGUGCUGAAGACUUAAGAGCACAUGACUGUGUAAUCAUAAAGCUCAAAUGAUAUUGGACAAGUGUUUCCUAAAAAUAGCUUUGCUGUUGCCUAAUAUGGCAGCGAUGUAUCAUUUCUAACAAAUACAUGCCUGAAUGUCAGCUUCAAACUGCAUUAUGUGAAGAAAUGUAGGGUUUCUUACUGUUCAUGUAUAUGCCUUACAUAUGGAUUACUUUAAGCCAUAACAAGUCAAGGCCAGGCCUUAAGGUGCUGCACAGGGAAGUGGGGGGGGGGGGUACGUGUUGAGAGGUGGAUGUUUCUGAGCAAUAAACUUCUGUGAACUGGAUAAAGCUCCUGCUUUGUGUAUUUUCCUCAGGACGGUAGUGUUCUCUCUCCCCCCUCCGCCCCCGCCCAGUCAGGGUUCUUGUGCCUAGAGCCGCUGUGUGGCAGAUAAAUUCAGCAAAUGCAUUGGUGACGAAGGGUAUGGUUGUUGAUGUUCUGCCUCUUGGGCAGUCGUUCGAGGCACAGAAGUGCUGCCAGAGGAAUUCUGGAAGCACCACAAAAAAUGUUGAACUUCGAGGCACCUGCAGGCAUAGGAAAUCUCCCCUAGCAUUUGUUGUUUUUAAAGGUUGUGACUUCAGGAGCCUAAAUAUUAAGUGUCAUAUUUGGCUCUGGCUUCUGUAUGUUAGCAAAAGCAAAUGCAUCAGAGAAGCCCAUAUUAAAAUAUUAGCCAGUAUCACAUGUGUUAGACGCAGUCACUGCAUCCAGUUAUGGAGGUUACUCCUCUACUUUUACUGCAGGUGAAACAUUCUGGCUUGAAUAGGAGAUGCUUCUGAGCAUGAGAACCUUUCUUUUCCUUUUCAUAACUCUUCUUGUACAGAUGAAACCAAGUCUUGAAAGCCCUUACAUGCUGCAGCAUAGUAAACAUGAUCUCAGAAGGCUUGAAUAUGGACUUGGCUUGAAUAUGGAUAUCCAUGCGGUGCAGUCCACGAAACUCAGAAGAAAUCUUGUUGUGAGAUUUUUUUCCCUGUCUCUGCAAUCCUGGCAUUAAAUUGUGUGUGGAGGGUGCUAGAAUGGCUCUUCCUAGCAGGAAAAGAUACGCUUGAGCAUAAUCUCCAAAGGAUGCCUCUUGUGUACUUAAGAAAUAAUCCGUCAGUAAUCUGUGUACUUUCUCAGGACCCUUGGGCUACCACUUCCUAAAGUACAUUUAGUCUUUGGGACUAGUUCUGGAUGCAGAACACAGCCUGAAAAGAUUACAGAGUUCUAUAGAUGCCCCAACCUUUUUGAGUCUUUGGCCACCUUUGGAAUUCUGACACAUGGAGUGGUGAGUGCAAUGGCUUCCAUGGGAGGCAGAGCCAACCACAUGAAGUCGAGGGAGGUUAUGUAUAUCUCGUAACAGUAAUUCUUCAACAUUUCACACAGAAACUCUGUUUAAUAGGAUGUCUUUUAAAAAUGAACAUAUUGUUUAAACAUAUUUUCUUGCAUAUACACAGUUUACCCAUCAGUCAUACAGUGAAGAUCUUUGUGCUGGGGGGACAAAUUCUGCCAAAGCAAAUUUUAAAAAAAAUAUGUGCAGCCAGUCAGAUAUCCGGUGGCACCACCUGCUUUCUAAGAACACUUGGCACCCAGGAAAGAUGUCAGUGGGUGCCAUGGGAACCACAUUGUAAACCCCUGCCUUGGGGAAAUAGCUAUCUUUUUACUUUGCUUCAUAACUGGGUAUAAUAAGGCUUGCAUGUAGAAAACCUCUAAUUCAAACUCUGAUUUGUUAUAUGGAUCUUUCAUUUUUGUCUUUAUUUGAGAAGAUUUCUGAGUUGAUGCUACUUGUAAGACUGUACCAGUAAUACUGUUGCAAGUGUCUUCUGUACAGAUUGUUCUUAAUAUAUUGUUAAGCUGGCUCCCUGACUACUGAGUAACACUGCUAAUCUUAGCAUAUUGUCUGCACUGCUGCAAGAGACUUACUUAACCAGAAGACAACGGAGUGAUGAUCUCAUGUUAAACAAUAUCCAGUGAGACGCAAGCUACUGGUACUUGAAUUCCCGCAAACCUAGUUCAGUUGUUGCGAAUGAGGUUGAAUGCUUGUGAAAGAAAGCUCCAGCAUACUGAUUGAGAGUGGCAGAAAGGGCCUCUUGCUGGCUAAUGAGUGUGAGGGUUGGGGUGUUUCAAUGUAAUUUUUAAGUUUUUGUUGUUUUGUGCAUGUAAAAGCCCCAUUGCAAUGCCAUUCUGUACUUCUGUCCACUGGUCAAGGGGUAAAACUUAUAUGUACAAGCAAAUUGAAAGAUGGUCUGUGUUUCUGGUUCCAAAUCAGUCAGGCUGUGAAAGUGAUGGCAUGCAAUUCUGUGGCAGCUGAUAGCAGGGAGGAUCCUAGCAUUAUGGGAUCCUAGUCUGUGUCUGCCUGUUUAGAAAACUGAAUACAGCAAUUAACCUCUAGCCACUCCUCUUGCCCCCCUCCACAGGCAUGCUGCGAUUGUGCCCUUGCCAUGCAGCAAACUGAUUUCCAGGCCCCUGAAAGGAAAAAUAAAGCUAAUAAGGCUGUAUUUCUGUUCUGUGGGUAGAAGAGACAUUUUUUUGCUGAGGUUGCAUAGUACUUGCUGUACUUGGGCUGCCAGUCAUCUCCAAAGGUAGACACAUCAAAGGAUUAAUAUCAAUUCAAUUGUAAUGUAAUCCAUUUCUCAUAAUUUUUGUAAUGUUUCAAUGUUUGUAAAAAAAAUCCUAAAACAUUUCUCUGUGUCUUUUUUGGGGGGAGUGCAAUACACGCUGCUUAAUUAUACUAGA
This is a messenger RNA of Eublepharis macularius, 5247 nucleotides long. RefSeq names its product NRAS proto-oncogene, GTPase (gene NRAS). Gene Ontology annotation, cellular component: plasma membrane. Gene Ontology annotation, biological process: Ras protein signal transduction. The record is from RefSeq and is a predicted model, not a curated record. NCBI's taxonomy places the organism in Eukaryota, Metazoa, Chordata, Lepidosauria, Squamata, Eublepharidae. Gene Ontology annotation, molecular function: GTP binding; GDP binding; GTPase activity. The transcript has 6 exons. Bases 210 to 779 code for a protein of 189 amino acids.